GUCUCUCUACCUCUCCUCUCCAUUCCACUCUGCUCGUGCCAGGAAGAGGAUGGUGAUGAUGAUGUGACACUGUGGCCAGCCAAUGAUCAUGCAAGGAGGGAGUGGGAGGGGUGUGUUCAGAGGCUGAGCUAGGAUCUGAUCGAUGCUGCUGAGGAGACCGCGGAGGAAGAAGGAAAAGAGAGGGAGGUAGAGGAGGGUGGGGGAGGCCUUGUCCGAGCUGAGGAGCGCCAACACUGGCUUAAUAGAAGAGGAGAAGAGGAGGAGGAAGAGGAGGAGGGAGGGAGAAAGCUGUCGCCUGUUAGACGGGGAUCAACCUGUGCUGUCAUGGAUAAAUAUCGACCAAAGAGACCAACCACCCUGGCUCUGUUCCCACAGCUGCCACAAGCCGGCACCCAGGACUCCAUCAACAACAACUCUUUGGGCAAAAAGGACAGCUGGAAGAACUCCCGCUCCUCCUCCCCACAUAUUACAGGGGAUCUAACACCCCCGGAUAUCCAACCAAAAGCGGAGGACAAAGUUCGGAACAGCACGCGCCGCCCAGCCCCAAAACCCCCCACAGCCAAUGGAGCGAACAGCAGAGCCAACACUAAGGCUGCUGCCCCCACCGUAGACACACGCGCUCGACUGCGCGAGAGACAGGCAUCAGUGGCCACACACAUGCAGUCCUCCAGCACACAGAGGAGUCAGAGGAGAGGAGGAAGAGGAGCAACAGUGAUGAGAGAGAGGAGCCUGGGGGACAUCAGAGGAAAGGAUGGAGUGACAGCAGGGAAGGAAGAAAGAAGAGGAGGAAGACUGUGUGAGGAGUCCAAGGGGAAGGAGAAAGAGAGAAAUGGCCAUCAGAGGCCAAAUGGACUGAAAAGCCGGGGGGCUGAUGGGAAAGGAAAAGUAGGUGCUAAAGGGGUCAACAGAGGAGGAGUCAAGCCAAAUGACAUACUGUCUAACCAGGAAGUUUAUCUGACAGCCAUGGUGGUCCCACGCACGCCUGUAGCACCAAGAAACCAGGACAAGACCCAAGACCAAGGCCAAAACCAUGACAGGACCCAAGACAACCCGCCUGUCCUCUCCAGGUCCAGCAGUGAGGGGGGUUCAAACAGAAUGUCCCUCAGCUCAGACACAGAGGGCCCCCCACCAGGGCCCCUGCAUCCCUCUCUAUCCCACCGAACCAACCCUGUCAUCAGUGAAGAAGAGGGAGAGGGAGAUCCAACUCCCUGCGUGAACGUCCAGAAUGGUCCAACCCAAUGUAAUGAAAAAUCAGAGAUGGACUUUACCAAGUCGGAGGUGGACUCACGGGGAAGAAAAGGUGACAAUAACAUUGAGGUGGAAGGCAUCAACUCUGUCACUCAGACUGUACCAAAGAGUGAAUCUGCAGCAGGGUUAGAUUAUGACUCUGUUAAAUACACUCUGGUCGUCGAUGAGCACGCUAAAUUGCAGCUGGUCAGCCUCAAGGACUGCUUGCACAGUUAUAAUGAGCACAAUGAAGACAGUGAUACAGAGACGGUCUAUCAAUCAGCCAAUGAGGAGGAAGACCCAGAGUAUGAGGAUGAGAGAAAGAGGAGAGAGGAAGCAACGAAGCAAGAGAGGAGGAAAGAGGAGGAAAAGAGAAGAAAGGAGGAGGAUGACACGAAGAAAAGGAGGGAAGAGGAUGUGAAGAGAAGGAGGGAGGAUGAGGUGAAGAGGAGGAGGGAAGUUGUGGCACGGACCUGCAAGCAGUCCAAGGUAACGUCAACCACAACUUCAGAGGAAGAGGAGUGUAACGGAGGAAGGGCCGGCGCUUCCAGAAGUAAGAAGUUCCUCAACCUGUUUUCCAACAACAACAGUCAUUACAGCGCCACUGGUGCUGGGUCAUUUGGCGUCUUCUCCUGUGUUUUGGAUGGAGUGGAGAGACAGCAGAGCCACAGAGCUGCUUACAGGUUUGUCCCUCGUCAUGCAGAUGAGUUGUACCUAGAGACAGAUGAUCCAGUGUUGAUGCUGAACCAGUCUGAGGACCUGUGGUGUCAGGGUUACAACAUGAGGACUGGAGCUACCGGCAUCUUCCCUGCCUUCUAUGCUGUCAGGCUGGCCACAGAUAUUAACCAAGUCGCCAAAGAUGGCUGGAUAGAGAAGUUCCUGGUGCGAUUCCUGGGUUCAGUUCAGGUCCCCAUUCACAAAGGCAACGACAUGCUUUGUGCUGCCAUGCAGAAGGUGGCGUGUAGCAGGCGGUUAGCAGGGCAGCCUCCUUCAGCCUGUGUGCUGGAGGUCAGUGUGACGGGUGUGAAGAUCAGUGUCCAAGACCAGUGUCACUCUGCUCAUAGGGGAGACCAGUGUUUCAAUUUCUUCCAGUUGAAGAACAUCUCAUUCUGUGGCUGUCAUCCAAAACACAGCAAGUAUUUUGGUCUAAUCACCAAACACCCUGACCAACAGCGCUUUGCCUGUCAUGUGAUGGUGUCAGAGACAACAUUACAUCCUCUGGCCGAGUCUGUAGGGAGGGCAUUCCAGCAGUAUUACAGGGAGCACAUUGGCUACUCCUGUCCCACUGAAGACAUCUUCAUUGAAUAACACCUCUCCUCCAUCCACACUAAGUACUGAAUACUUACUAUGUGCAUGUAAGCCUGGUCUUACACAGCAAACUGGACCACUGAUUUAUCUUCAUCAGAGUACUUGCAUGGUGGAUUUCUUUUCAUACCUGCAUCCUGUGAUACAACAAGCUUUUCCGUUCUUUAGCCGUGUCACAAUAUAAAUACCUCUAUGGAUUGAUAGGAUCACAUGAGAUGUUCCAUACUCUGAGAACAAAUGUAUCCAAAAACCUACCCAAAUUCGAAUACAAAUAUCUCAAAUUGAUAUAUUUUAUGGGUUAAAAUGACUUAUGUGUAACUACAGGUAGAUAUUGGAUGUAAAACUAUACAGAGAGCCUUCAGGACUUUGGAGUUAAUUUAAUGACAGAAUGUUUAUAUCAAUUUGUGAACUUGCUAAAUUGAAUAAUCAUUUAUAAGUGACGGUUUUGGUCAUUUUGAUUAACCCUUUGAGUCAUGUAUCAGUUAUCAGUCAUGUUAGCAGCGCUGUGCGGCUGUAUUUAUACACAGCAGCUCCUAUAAAUGCUCAUUUCUGCAUGCUAACAUGUGCACAAUGACAAUGUUUAGCAGGUAAUGUUUACCAUGUCAGCAUCUAACAUUUGUAAAUGAGCACCAAACACAAAGUACAGCUAAGGCUGAUGGGGAUGUCAUUAGUUCUGCAGGUAUUUGGCCAUAAACCAAACUUUAAUGAAAGCCACAGGAAUGAGGGGAUCACCAAAGCUGCUGCAGUUUAUCUUGUGGGGAACCUGAAUGUCUGUUUUCACGACAGUCUAUCCAAUAUUUGUCAAGAUAUUUUAGUCUGGAAAAAAAAUGUUGGAACUGACAUUUGAUGGUUGCAGCUUCUAAAGUGAGAGGAUUUUGUGUUUUCCUCUUUCAUGUAAUUGGAAAUUAACAUAAAUAUAUGUUUGCAUUUUUGGACUGUUAGUCGGACAAGAAUCUUUUUUUGAAGACAUCAUCUCGGGCUCUCGGAAUUUAUUAUUAGCCUUUGUCAUUAUUUUAGGCUUUUCAUAAACUAACUGAUUAUUAAGUAAAAUGAAAAACCCAAAUCAAUUCAAAAAAGGUUACAACAAUACUUACUUAAUGUGUUCUUACAUUUUAUGGCACAGCAUGAUGAAUGAAAAGUAUCUGUAUCUGUAGUUUGAGUUGUAGUUUGUAUAUAUACGACAAACAUCAUCAUAGCCUAUUUUUACUUCUAGCGACUGGUUUGUACUCAUAUUAAUGGUCACAUGUGGUUAAACGUUAAGACUAAAUGCACUCUAAAUCUUUCAUUCUUUCAUUCCAGUUUGAAAACUUCUACAUUUCUAUGUUAAAUGUUAAACAAGUUUGUUGGCUAAAAUGAAAUUCUAUGUUGAGUACUUGGGUACAAAAGUAGCUGAGUGUUGGAGUCAACAACCUAGAAUUCCAGUUACAGAUAUUUUCAUAUGAAUUCAUGUGAGCUUGAGUUUGAACUUCAGUGUCAAUUUAUGUCAAACCAGUUUCAGGUGAGACAAGCAUUUCAAUUUAACAGAUGAUGCUGCAUACAUUGGCCUGGAAUCAAACCCAGGUCAACUGCCUGAAGUCAGCUAUGCUAACCACAAACAAUCACUUAAUAUUUGAGAAUCUUAGAAGAAAGCAAGACUGCAUGUUUAUGAAAGAGGGUCUUCUGUCGUUAAAUUAGCUUCAUUCUGACUCUAGAGUAAAGAAGUGCUUCUUAUUAGCAACACUUCUCCCCAACAGUUUAAAAGGCAGUGCUUUGGAGGAACAUACAAUAGACACAGGGACCUGCUUGUUUCUUUGCACAGAUGAGGACAGACUGAUGUUUCUAAAAAAUAUAUAAGUAUAAUUCUGUAUUUUAUAACCACCCCCCCCCCCCCGACUUGACAAUCUACUGCAGAAAACCUUAGGAGAUGCUGUUUAGGUGCCUCAUUUCUCUCUUUGCUGCUUGAUGUUCCUUUUCUUCCAAAUGUGGUUCCAACCACAAACCCUCUUUGCAGGGUUUCUCUGGUUGACCGAUGACAUAUUUUUCCUUUAACUCUGUGUAAUAACAAGGCCCCAAAUGACGCUGUGCAAUUUAGUAUGUGUGCAAAGAACAGACUGGUGGGACGGUGGAUCACUGUGCAGUCAUGUCCAUGUCUUUCCACAUUACUUUCAGCUCAGACUUCUUUUGCAUUGCUUGCUCAAAUCUAUUUAAAAGGAAAUACUAAACUUGGCUUUUGAACAUUUACCUUACUGACUCACAAUCUGACUUAGUUAUCUAAAACAGGAGGAUUCAUUUCCAAGCUGUGCCUCCUUGUUUUUGCAGCCAAUAGAAUAGUAGCUCUAGGCUUAAAGCUGCACCAAUCAACAUUUGUUUUUACAGCAUUGGAUCAAAUGACAAUGUGCAAUGUAAAAGGGUCAUUAAAAGUGAUGAACCCACUGACAAUUAUUAUAACAAUGUAGUUACUCUCAGCUCUAUGAGGAUUUUUAGCCUCUUUGUUUUGCUUUUCUAGCAGGCAAACUAUGCUCCCAUCAACUUUGUUUCUAGAAGCAGCAGGUAGCUAUUUUCAGCUAGAAGGCUUUGAUAACUCGCUGUACACUACUGGCCGAGUACCGAACAACAGGCAGACAAAGUUGAUAACUAGCAGGUGAACAUAGGACAGCAUUCAGCAGCUAAACAGCUUCUCAAGAGUUGGUGGAGUCCAAAAUAGAAAAAAGUGAAUAUUGGAUUUACAUUUAUCAGGCCAUCUGAACAUGACUCAAAAUAAUGUUAACAUUUGCUUGCCAUGACAGCUUUUAUAGCAAAGUUGUGUUUUCAGCUUGUCCUGCUGCCCCCUAGUGACCUAAAAAUAAAUGAAUGCAGCUUUAAGAUCCAGGAUGUGAACAUUUGGACCAGUCAAUCCGAUACACAUACAUCCAUUGAACUAUAUGGUAGAUACAGAUUUGAGCACUUAAAGUCAAUGGAAAUGUAGCCUGAAAUGUUUUAUGUUUGAAAAACAGUGCCUAUUUUGUUCUGGUGUAGUGAUAAUGACUGUCCUCUGUAUUAACUGUUGACUUCAGAUAUCUCCAAUCACAGAAUCUAAAUGUAUACAACAAACAGUCUCAUUGAGAUGAGUGUAGUCUUGUAGCUGGAUGUGACUUGGUACACCUAAGAUGGCUGCCAUGGAACAUUAAAUAAUGUUACUGGGACUCAAGAGAGCUGAUAUUAGACAAACAAGGGUUGAACUGUACAUGGAGCUCUUGUUGUCCUUCAGUCAUCUGUCACUGUGGUUCAAUGCUGUCUGAUUGAUUACAUAUUUUCUGUAGAACUGGCCAGUUCAAGGAAGGCAGCUUAUGUCUGAAUAUAUUGGUAUUGGUUUAAAAAAAAAAAAAAACCUGUGUCAUUGCUUGCCUUUCUGACAGCCAUUGUCCUAAUUACAACUUAUUUCAGAACUGCAUGAAAAUAUUUCAAUUAUGCAGCAAUAAAUGUACGUUGUCAAAAUACAAGUAGACGAGAAGUUCACUAUGAUUGAUAACAAACAUUUUCAAGUCCCAGUUGUUUGAUUUUCAUACAGGAGCAAACUAAAGUGAAUGAAAAUCAAUGGCAACCUGGAAGAAAGGAAACAUCCAUUUCAAAGUCCUCAUGUAGUAUACGAACCACGACAUAUUCAUUUCCAUGCCAGCCAUCCAAGGUGCACCGUAGGAAGUUGUUCUGAUCCACCAGAAAGUGUCCUUUCUAUGUAUUCCACUGUUGUGAUUCUAUCACCAUGGCGAUCUACUGUACAUGACUCAUCAAUAUAGAUAUAUCCUGUAUAGAUAUGUAUGUAUGUAUGUUUGUAUAGGAGUUAUCAUUGUAUGCUGUUGGUUUGACCAAAACCUGGGUGUAACACCGCAUGAUAUCGAUGUUGUAAAAUGAAGAGACACAGAAGAUGCACAGAUGACUGGUAAUAAUGAUGGUGGUUAUUCUUGUCAAUAAAUCACAUUAACAACUGCA
This is a messenger RNA of Cottoperca gobio, 6477 nucleotides long. Its product is annotated as C-Jun-amino-terminal kinase-interacting protein 1-like. Bases 325 to 2535 code for a protein of 736 amino acids. The record is from RefSeq and is a predicted model, not a curated record. Lineage: Eukaryota; Metazoa; Chordata; Actinopteri; Perciformes; Bovichtidae. Gene Ontology annotation, biological process: JNK cascade; regulation of JNK cascade. The transcript has 12 exons. Gene Ontology annotation, molecular function: JUN kinase binding; MAP kinase scaffold activity. Gene Ontology annotation, cellular component: cytoplasm.